This is a messenger RNA of Suillus clintonianus, 768 nucleotides long. RefSeq lists its product as uncharacterized. The transcript has 4 exons. Gene Ontology annotation, cellular component: cytoplasm. Gene Ontology annotation, molecular function: zinc ion binding. NCBI's taxonomy places the organism in Eukaryota, Fungi, Basidiomycota, Agaricomycetes, Boletales, Suillaceae. The record is from RefSeq and is a predicted model, not a curated record. Bases 1 to 768 code for a protein of 255 amino acids.
AUGUCCUCCAACGAACAACUUCUCGACCUCGGGACACCCUGCUCAUACCCUCAUUGCUCUCUCCUUGAUUUCCUUGCAUUCAAAUGUCCACACUGUCCAGGCUCUCCUGCCUUCUGCGCAGAGCACUUUCCGCCAAACUGCCCUUUGUGCAGUGUUCCCAUCGCGAUUCCGCCUGGGGAGGACCCAAACGUGCGCAUGGAGAGACAUAUCAGCCGUUUCUGCGAGGCGAUGAAUGCUAUUGGUGGACGGCAGGGCAAGAGUGGGAGCAAGAUAUGCGCCAGGGGAAAGUGCGGUAAGGUCCUAUUUGCGCCCAUCGGGUGUGAUAGAUGCCACAAGGAGUUCUGCCCUCACCACCGUUUUCCACAGGAUCAUAGCUGCCCGUCGCUCAUUUCGCAUCGACCGAACACUAAUUCUACCUCAAAACCUACUUCAAAGCGAACUAUCAAACCGUCAGCCACUCCCAGCUCAUUCUCGGCUAUAUCCGCAACUCUGCCCUCAUCCAGGCCAGCCCCUUCAUCCAAACCGGCAUCAGCACCCUCUUCCAAGCUUUCUAUCCCAAUAUCCGUCUCCGUCCCAAAAUUAUUUUCCAAGACAGAUCGUCUUAUCAACAGACGCGCAAAGGAGGAGCGCUCGAGCAGACGCAAAGCCAUGACAGACCGCACCAAGAGGGGUCUUCUCACAGAAGCAGAGAAGCUCAGCUUGGCACAAGAAGAGGCCGCACGCGCACAGGAGGGCAGAAAGAGGGACAAAAGGUGUCUUGUCAUGUAG